UUCCCCAACUGUCGCGUGUUGAUGACGUCAAUGUAAUGGCCGCUGUCGCUGUGUGGUGUAGGGCUUAUUAUUUUCUGAAACACAGCGGAUAAAAUAACCAGAAAAUAUUAUUGUACUGCGUAAAAGCGAUUUAAUAGAAUCGGGGCAGUUCGUUACGCAGCAAACCUGUCUUCAACGAGGUCCAGGUUGACAAGUGGAACAAUCUUUGAUGGAUACCCCUGAAAGCCCGACCCAGUCCCCUCAGUCACCUGAGGAGCAGGAGAAAGGCUGUUCAGACAGCGAGCUGCUGGAUUCUCCCGACGAGGAGGGCAGGGUUAUCUCAGACAACGAGUUAGUCGACGACGAGGACAAUGGAGAGCUGGAGGAGGAGGAAGAGGAAGACAUCCAGCAGUUGGCGAGUGUAGGGCGAGAUUCCGAGUUGGAGGAUGAAGACGAGGUGGUCCCAGAAUUUGUCUCAGACCCAGAUGACGACGAUGAGCCCAUCGGCGAGGGGGGGACAGGCAGCGGGAUGAUGGGGCCCGACGACGAGACCAUCCUGCUGAUGGACGGAGACGACGACCCUCCGCGGAAGAGCCAUUCGGCUGACGAUGACGAUGAAGAGGAGGAGGGAGAGGAGGACAAUGAAGCAGAAGAGGAAGAAGUCAUUGAUACGCCACAGUCUCCAGAUGCCGAGCCAGACCACGGCAAUAGCUAUUCGGCCCGAGGGAGAGAGCCCCUAGAAGAUGGCGAGGAGGAGGAGGAGGAGGAAGACGAGGAGGACAACGAGGAAGAGGAGAAGAAGAAGGAAAGCCAUCAGUCUCCUGGCCAUGAGCCGAAGGUUUCUGCAGCAGGGCACAAACCUGUAACAGUAGUUACAAAGGAGGUGGAGGAGGGGGAGGAGGAGGAGGAAGAAGAAGAAGGAGGCGAAGAACAACAACAAUAUUGCAACAGGGUGGAGGAGGAAGAGGAAGAAGACGAAUAUAAGAACAGGGCAGCAGAGGAAGCCAAGAGGAGGACCGAAGAGGAUGAGGAAGAUGCUCGGAGGAGGAGGAGGGCGGCAGUGGCACGGGAGAUGAAGGAGGACACGGCGUCGGCCUCCCGGGAGCUGGAUGAGCACGAGCUGGACUACGACGAGGAGGUCCCAGAGGAGCCAAGCGCCCCCCCGGCCGCCGAGGAUGAGGACGAGGAAGAGGAAGGCAAGGUGGAGCAGGGAGACGGGGAGCACGCGGAGGACAAACUCCGAAGCAUCAGGAAAAGGGAGAAGAAGCCCAUCCUCCCCCCUUCACCCAGGGACGGCCCGUCCAGGAGGGCGGGGGACCACAAGGGCCCGGAGAGGGGUCGCAGAGACUCUUUCAAGAAGAAAGACGAGGAUGACGGGGAGAUGGACGAAGGAGAGAUAGACGAUGAUGACCUUGAAGAAGGCGAGGUCAAAGACCCCAUGGACCGAAAGAUCAGACCACGUCCUAUCUGCAGGUUCUUUGUCAAAGGUAAUUGUACUUGGGGCAUGAACUGUCGGUUCAUCCACCCGGGAGUCAACGACAAAGGCAACUACUCCCUCAUCACCAAGCCCGACCUGUUCUCCCCCAACGGGGCGCCCCCAGGGGCACCCCAUCCCCUCCUGCCAAACAACCCAUGGGGCGCCCCUCCGGUGGAGGAGCUCCCGCCGCCCCCGCCGCCCGUGGAGCCUCCUGUGGAGAGUGCCUGGGAGCGGGGCCUGAGGCAUGCCAAAGAGGUUCUAAAGAAAGCCACUAUACGCAAGGAGCAGGAGCCUGACUUUGAGGAGAAGCGCUUCAACGUCACCAUUGGAGAGGACGAAAGGGAGUUUGACAAGGAGAACGACUUCUUUAGAGAGCGCAACUACCGCAUUAUCAGAGAUGAAAUGGACUUCAGGGAACCCAUCUACCCCGGGGAGCCGUAUGCCGACCCAUACUAUGACUAUGAGAUGGAGGCCCUGUGGCGAGGGGGGCAGUACGAGAACUUCAGAGUGCAGUACACAGAAGCCCCUCCUCUACCAUACCACUACACUGAGCGCGAGAGGGAGCGAGACCCCCGGGACCGCAACCGGGACCGGGACCACGAGCGGGACCACCGCGAGAGGGAGCGCCGGCAGCGGGAGCGCGAGAGGGAGCGCGAGAAGGAGCGCCUGCGCCGCAAGGAGGAGUGGGACCGGGACCGCCUGAAGCGGGAGGAGAAGGACCGCCCCCCCCGGGUGCGCCCCCCGCGGGAGCCCCGGGAGAAGAAGGAGGAGGACAUCAAGAUGAAGGUCCGCCCCGAGCCCCACUCGCCCGUCCCCCCGCCGCCCACCAACAGGCCGCUAGAGCCGCUGCCCAAGAAGGACACCAUGACGCCCACGAUGAGGCGACCAGACGAAUGGAAAGAUCCCUGGCGCCGGUCCAAGUCGCCGCGGAGACGGCAGCCCAUGGGCUCGCCGCCGCGGGGCCGCCGCCGCCACCGCCCCUCGGGCUCCUCUGUGACCAUGUCCCACUCGUCCAGGUCGUCGUCUCGGUCCUCAUCUUUCACAGGCAGUGGGUCGUCGCACUCCCGCUCGCGCUCCUCCUCCUUCAGCUCCUACUCCAGCCACUCCUCCCACCACAGCUCCAUCAGCGGCAGCCGAUCCAGAUCAAGAUCGUUCUCCACCUCGCCCUCUCCGAGUCAGGCUGCACCCAGAAACCUUAAGAACAAGACAGACCUGCCCCUGGUGCUGCCAAAGGGGGCGCCGCUGAAGCCUGGCCCCGGAGCCCCCCCGCGGAGGGAAAAGCCUCCCAUGAAGAAAGCCCUGAGCCCCCCCAUUCCCGCCGGCACCCAGCAGGGCAAGCCUCAGCGUCCCACACCCGAGGGGGGGCGACCGCCUGCCCACAGCCGGGAGGGAGGAGGAGGAGGAGGAGGAGGAGGAGGCGGCGGUGGCGGUGGUGGUGGUGGUGGUGGAGGAGGAGGAGGAGGUGGUGGUGGUCCGGUUGGCCCCGGCGCUGUACCAGGGGGAGCGCCUGGAUCUGCCCCAGCUGCAGUAGGAGGAGGAGUAGUGGAAGGAAGGCCCCCAGCCCCGAGAGAGCCUGGGAAGCCGCCGGGCCCCAGGGAGGGAAGACGCAAAGAACGGCAACAGCACCCGCCGCGCAGGCGCACUGCCAGUGGCAGCAUGAGUGCGAGCAGUUACACCGGUUCCAGCUCCAGAUCCUCGUCCAACUCGCUGUCACGCUCUGGCUCGCGGAAAUCCAGGAAAUCAAGGUCUCUGAGCGUGAGCAGCGUGUCGUCCGUCUCCUCGGCCACGUCGGGCACCAGCAGCUCGGUGCGCAGCGCCGACUCCGAGGACAUGUACGCCGACCUGGCCAGCCCCGUGUCCUCGGCCAGCUCCCGCUCCCCCACGCCCGGCCAGCCCGGGGGUGGGCACCCGGCGCCCCCCGGGGGAGGGCACCCCGCCCACCCCGGGGGGCCCCUGGGUCACCCCCUGGGACACCAGGGAGGACACCCUGGGGGACACCAGGGAGGACACCCCGGGGGACACCAGGGAGGACACCCUGGGGGACACCCUGGGGGACACCCUGGGGGACACCCUGGGGGACACCAGGGCGGACACCAGGGGGGACACCAGGGCGGACACCAGGGCGGACACCAGGGAGGACACCCGGGGGGACACCCGGGGGGACACCCGGGGGGACACCCGGGCGGACACCCGGGCGGACACCCUGGGGGACACCAGGGGGGACACCCGGGCGGACACCCUGGGGGACACCCCCGCAGAGAGAGGCCUGGACCGCCCCGUGAGAGGCCGCCACACCCGCGAGACAGGGGCAGGGGGAGACCGCUGAAGAAGGACGAGCCCUUCCGCGAGGACCGCAGGAAGAUGGACCCCUCCGGGAUGCCCCCACGAGGAGGCAACUUCAUGCCCAGGAUGGGACCCGGGAACAGGGGCGGCCACCAUAUGCACCACAUGCCCGGUAACAUGGGCCCCCCAGGGAACUACGGAGGAUCAGGAUCCCAUAAAGACAUCAAGCUCACCCUCCUCAAUAAGCAGCAGGGUGACCGCGGCAACAGGAAGAGGUACAUGCCGUCUGACAAAGAGCGCCCAGGCUCCCCUCUGAGCAAGAGAAUGGCCAUGUCUCCUGGCAGAGGCCGUGACCGGAGGAUGCCAGGACGACCAAUGUUCCCGCCGAGAAUGGAUCGGCCCAGAGGCCCAGGUCCCCGGCCCAUGCCACCUCAAGGGGACAGGAAGCGUCCGCUGUCCCCGCCAACCAAGUCCUCCGGAAAGGGCCCGUCGACUCCAUCGGGCAAACAGGCUGCCCCAGGCCCGGGACCUUCUUCUGGCUCUGGACCGGGCUCUGGCUCUGGCUCUGGCUCGGGUAAACCCAGCAAUACGCUAUCACGUCGGGAGGAGCUGUUGAAGCAGCUGAAGGCCGUCGAGGACGCCAUCGCCCGCAAGAGGGCAAAGAUCCCGGCAAAGUAGCCCACCCUGAGCCCAGCUCAGCGACAAAGAUGCCUGCCGGUUCGCCUACCUGCCGUUACGGACUAGUGGCCAAGGCGACAUUGUGGGCCAUGGGAUUGGGGGAUUUUCCCCCGGGAAUCCCACACAUUUCCUCCUGACCACACUCUGCCCCUUAAUGCCCUUUGAUGUGGAGCAUUUCACUGGAUAUGUGUAAAAUAAACAACAAAUAUUCUCGUCCCACAACAUAUGUAUGCCGCUGUUUGAAUGGCCAGCAAACAAUACCGUGGCCAGCAUAAAUACUUGAUUGUAGACAUACAUGGGAUUUUGUUCCGUCAAUUUGCAUACAGCCAACUUGCUCUGCCAUUUAACGUUGUUAAAUGUCCAUGUUCGUUUACUUGCUGUUGUGAAAGGGAUGCCGGUCAGGACUUCAUGGAUUGUCCUAUAUCUUGAUUUUACAGAACCAAAACAAAAUGGUGGAUAAGUUCUGUCUACUUGUUGGUCAGUUGAGUAAAAAAAUCAAAAAAAUUACAGGAAUUAAGGACCUUUCUGAUGUUUGUGUGUUUUGACAAAUAAGGUGAAUUUAUAGAUACUGAAUCUCGUUAUCGCUUGUCUCUCCCCCUUUCUACGCUCGGCACAAUUUUUACUGGGUAGGCUUAUAUUAUUUGAAUUCUCUUUACCAUACUGCCACCCCUUAUCAAAGCCCCUUUUUAAAUCUGUGUAUGAGGUGAAUCGACAAAUUCAGUUUAGAGUUUAACUGUCAGACUUGAUAUGGUUACACAAAAGGUUUCUUAAUUGUCCUUUGUUUAUUUUGUACAUACACCCAAGUAGGUUUCCUAUUUGGAGCCCGAUCUAACCAAUCAAAUUUUGUUAAUGGCUGACACCUUUUGCCACUGACUUGCCUCUUCAACUCCACUGGCCCUGUGGGGCAAUUCGAUCCAAACCUUUAUACAAUACUAUUGCGUUACCUGAACCCCAAGUAGGUCAUUAUUACCGGGAAAAAAAAUGGUGACGUGAAAUAUUGCUUCAUUCGGCUUUUUCUUAUCUUUGUUUAAUUUUUUGUUAUUCUUCUAGGCUCUUUUCAAGUGAUACAGAAUUUAUUUGUCCCAUUUUUAGUUGGCACACAAUAUUAGAGAUGUAACGGCGAUAUGAGUUGAUGGAUACCCGCAUCUUUCUUGUGCGACAAAAAGGGUUCUAAAUAAACUAUUUUGAUAAAGAGAA
Molecule: messenger RNA, 5614 nt
Organism: Gadus morhua (Atlantic cod)
Lineage: Eukaryota; Metazoa; Chordata; Actinopteri; Gadiformes; Gadidae
Gene: zc3h18
Product: zinc finger CCCH-type containing 18
Exons: 20
Coding region: 209-4417 (1402 amino acids)
Cellular component (GO): precatalytic spliceosome
Molecular function (GO): RNA binding; metal ion binding
Source: RefSeq, a predicted model, not a curated record